AAACUACAUGCUCGUUUAGUUAAAGGUUGUUCUUCAUUUUCUUUGUCAGCUAUAUUUCGUUUUUGCCCCGGGCGUUUGAUGCGUUUCGUGAGAUAUGAAAUCGAUUCUGGAAUGUCGAAAAUAUUAAGGGCUGAUGAGAACUUUGCUUUAAAUAGAAAAGUACAAAUAGAAGAUGAACAAAACUUACCCUCUGACCAAAGUAGCUUUUUUUGGCACAAAAUUAACGAGGAUUAUUUGGAACAAGGACUUGAAGCUGAUAAA
This is a messenger RNA of Dentiscutata erythropus, 261 nucleotides long. The record is from the annotation of a GenBank genome assembly. Lineage: Eukaryota; Fungi; Glomeromycota; Glomeromycetes; Diversisporales; Gigasporaceae.